AUGAAUGAAUUUUAUUGUAUUUUAUUGUUACUCUUAAACUGGUUAAUAGCAACAACAUCUACAAUAUUAGAUAUUAGAUUUCCUCAAGAUACACAUGAUUUUAUUCUUGUUCCAUCAUCUUUCGCUGAUAUUGAGGAAAAAUUAUCAAAUAUUACUAUCAAACACAUAUGUGAAAAUGAAAAUUUAAUAAUUAAUUGUGAAAAUAUGUCUAUUAUUCAAAUAAUUCGUACAAAUUAUGGUCGAACAUCUCAACAAAUUUGUAAUGAUAAUCAUCGUUUAAUAAUUAGAAAACCAUGUUUUAAUAUCGAACAGUCAAAGAGAGAGACUCGAAAAAUGUGUCAUGGACAACAAACAUGUCAAAUUUAUGCAACAAAUGAUUAUUUCAUUGAUCCAUGUGGUCAAGAAAUAUCAAAACAUUUUGAAGUUCAUUAUCGAUGUAUUAAACAUGAUGAAAUUUGUCCAAAAUUAUUUUUAAAUUGUUCAAAAACCCGUGAUAUUAAAUGUGUACAAAAAAUUGAAGAAAAUUUUCCAUGUAAAUGUCCAUCAACAAUUUGUCAUUUUACUAAUAUGGGCAUUAUUAAUGGUUUUAUUGAUAAUCUUUUUGAACAAAAUUGUCCAUCCAAUUUACUACAAGGAUAUUAUUGGCCAAAAACACGAAUAAAAACAGAAAUUAGUUUAGAUUGUGAACGUCCUUGUACAGGUGAAGUAUAUCGUUUUUGUGGAUUGAAUAAUUCAAUAAAAUGGGAUAAUCCAGAUUAUUCGAAAUGUCAAUGUCCAUUUGAACACUAUUCUUUUGCUAAUAUGUUCGUCAUGCAGAAACAAUCUUCACAUCGUUCUUCUAGCAAUUGUUUAAUAACAGCAUUUAAUAACAUGUUGAGAUAUUGCAAUGAAUUUAAUUCUACAACAUUUGGAAUUGAAUUCAAAAAUUUAGGAUUUGAAAUUCAAAUUCGUCCUUCUACAUUUGAACGUUUUCGUUUACCAAAUAAUAUUUAUUCGUUAGAUAAAAAUGCGUUUGGCUCAAGUUAUAUCAUAUUUGAUAGAUCUGAUAUUAGUUCUCUCGAUAAUGAAUAUCCAACACAAAUGUUAUCCAUACUUCUUAUUGAUUCAUUUAAAAUUGAUAAUUCUAUUCGAUCAUUUAUUGUUGUUGAACAAUCUUCAAUUACUCCUAAUAUUCAAAUACAAAGUGCCAAUGUUACUGUCAUAUUUAAACAUAUGUCUUUAAAAACAAAAUUUCAAUGUCGUGCAUAUCAAUCAAAUUCCAUUGAAUAUUUAUCAUUAACAGAUUUUUACUUUUCUUGUAAAUUACUUUGUUCAAAUGGUUCUCAUGUUAUAUGUCAAUGUCCAUAUUUUAAUACGAUAAUGCAAUACAAUUUACAUGAGAUUGAAACAGAGUCUUCAAUAAAUAAUAAUGAUAUAAAACUAAAUGAUCAUGAUAUCGAUAUAUUAGAAAGUAAUUUAUGGGAUAAAUGUCAUAUAGAUUAUUUGAAUUCAAAUCAAACAAAAUAUGGUACAAUUCAAUCAAUUUUGGAUGCAUCAUCCAAAAUUGAUAUUUAUAUGAAACAAUUUUCAAUUGAUAAUUUAAAAAAAUUUGAUAAAUUUAACAAUAUGGUAUCGAAUAUUAUAAAUUAUAUGGAUACAAUUAUUGAUAGUAAAACAGCAUGGAUAAAUCAAAAUCAAUCAUCAAAAUGGAGUGUAGCUACAAAAUUAGUAUCUCAAAUUGAUUAUAUGGGAAUAAAUAUGGUUAAUUCAUUAUCUAAUCGUGAAACGAUUAUACAAAAUAUUAAAAAACAUAUUGAAUUAACUGUACAAUUAAAACGUAAAAAUGAUAUUAGAAAUACAAUGGAAUUUCAUAGUAAAGAUAAAUUUGCUCAUAUAUCAUUACCAAAAGAAAAUAUUGAAAAAAUCGAAACUUAUAUGUUUAAAUCAAUAUUUUUUGUAUUAUCAAAUAUGGAUAAAUAUUUAAAUUUUGAAUCAAAUUUAAAAUUACAAAGUAAAAUUGUUAGUUUAACAAUUAAUUCACCAUCUGAUCAUCAUUUACAAUUAGCACAAGAUGUUAAAAUUACAUUUCGUCAUUUAAAUUUCUUCAAUAGUACUAAGCAACCAGUUUGCGUAUUUUUGGAUUAUAAUCUAAAUGGAACAUAUGCUCGUUGGAACAAUGACGGAUGUGUAGUUCAAACAACAAAUCUAAGUCAUACAAUAUGUUCGUGUAGUCAUUUAACGGCAUUUGCUGUUUUAAUUGAUUUUUAUAAUAUUUUUGAUCAAUUUAUAUUUUUAUUUGGAAUCGAACAAACAGACACAAAGAUAACAUGUCGUACUAUAGCAAUGUUAAUGCAUUAUUUUCUAUUAUCAAGUUUUUGUUGGAUGUUUGUUGACGGUAUUGAACUUUUAUUAGCUUUACGACACGUAUUUAAAAUUGAAAAAUCACGAGUUAUGGUCUACUAUUUAUACUCAUACGGUGUUCCAUUGAUUAUUGUUAUGAUAUCAUCAGUAUUUUUUAUACAAGGAUAUGGAACAACAAAAUAUUGUUGGUUGGCGCAAGACCAUGGCUUCAUUUGGGCGUUUGGUGCACCAUUUUUGAUACUUAUUGCUACAAAUAUUGUAUUUUUUAUUAUAUCAAUGUGUACCAUUUGUAAACAUUUAGAAAAUGAAAAACAAGCUAAAAGAUCAAGAAUAUCGUUACGUGAUUUGGCCACAUUAUCAAUACUAUUCGGUUUGACAUGGAUAUUUGGACUAUUUUUUGUUCAUAAACGAACACUAUUAUUUGCCUAUAUAUUCACAAUACUCAAUUCAUUUCAAGGUUUACUCAUAUUUGUUUUCUACUGUUUACUUCGUCCACGUAUAAAGAAGCUCUAUUGUGAUCUUGCUUUCAAAUUGUGUCCGAAUUUAUCCAAUUUUUGUGUUCAACAUAAGUUGAAUGGAAGAAAUACGUCAAGUCAAUCGUGGCUUCGAAAAUUAUUAUCAAAUCAAUCACAGUGUGUAAAUUCGGCAACAAAUCAAGCAAAAGUUAAUCAGCAAAAUUCAAAUGGAAUAAAACAUUUUUCCCUAAAUGGUGAUAAUUUAAGCAGCGGAUAUGGUUCGGCAAAUUCAGCUGAUUUAAAACACACAUCUGUGUCAGAUACAACAUCAACAUUGAAAAAUUCAAAAUUAUUAUCAGCAUUCGAUCGAGAUUCAACCACGGACUUUAAUACAGACUAUGCAAAUAAUAUUGCAAAUGAACCGACGUAUAAUAGCGUUUGUAAUGAUGAUGUUGAUAAACAAUUAUUUCAAUCGUCAAAAUUUAAUUUAAAAUCAACCGAUUUUGAUCAUUCAAAUUAUCUACCUAGUAUACCAUUGACAAUGUCAAACAUAAGCCAUAAAACUGUUGGACUAACUACAUUUCACAAAUAUCAACAAAAUCAUCAACAAUCAUCAACAUCAUCAAACGUUUUACUCUAUCGUCAAAAUUUAAUUAACAAUCAUAAUAUAAGAUUAUUUGAAAAAAUUUAUUCGUCAAAUAUGACGGAUAAUACACUAAACGAAUUUCGAACAUUUCUACCACAUAUUCAGUCAACAGCUCAUAAUGAUAUUUCAACAGAUAUAGAUGAACAAAAUAGACCGUUAGUUCAACAUGCUGAAGAUCAUCAAUACUAUGAAAUUGGAGAUGAACAAAUACUAUCAGCUAGUCAUAAUUAA
Molecule: messenger RNA, 3672 nt
Organism: Didymodactylos carnosus
Lineage: Eukaryota; Metazoa; Rotifera; Eurotatoria; Philodinida; Philodinidae
Source: the annotation of a GenBank genome assembly